Messenger RNA from Acipenser ruthenus (sterlet), 8240 nucleotides. RefSeq names its product protocadherin gamma-A11-like. Bases 884 to 3715 code for a protein of 943 amino acids. Gene Ontology annotation, cellular component: plasma membrane. Lineage: Eukaryota; Metazoa; Chordata; Actinopteri; Acipenseriformes; Acipenseridae. Gene Ontology annotation, molecular function: calcium ion binding. The transcript is spliced from 4 exons. Gene Ontology annotation, biological process: homophilic cell-cell adhesion. The record is from RefSeq and is a predicted model, not a curated record.
UAAUAAUAUAAUAAUAAUAAUAAUAAUGUGUUUGGUGAUGAUUUUACUUUUAACGUCAAAUACAGAGCAAUGCUAUGAGUUCGAUUUGAACAGACCAUUGUUUCUAUUGCGAGGUCCAGCAUGCCUUCACUGCGACACCUGGUGGCGAAGUUUAAUUACUCAGUUUCAUUCAACCACAUUUGUAUUGGAGGCACUUAUCAUCCAAUGAUAAAAGCUAAAUUAAAUAACAUGUUCCUGUCUUGGUAUUAUACAUGGUAUUAAAAUGUUGUUGUUUUUAUUAUUAUUAUUAUUAUUAUUUUUUUUAUCCAAGGCAUGUUAUUUUAAAACAACGUUCCUUUUUUAUACAGCCAAAUAUACAUAUUAUUUAUUGUUGUUAUUGUUGUUUAAAUUGUCAGAAGUGAUUGAAUCAUUUCCUUUGUCGCAUUUGCGACAGUUAAAUACAUUAUGUAAGGCUUGAAAUAUGCAGAAAAUGCAGUGUAAAUCAGCAUCGACCUCCUGCAAUUCAGGCGUUCAGUCUUUCUCCUUGCAGGCAGUCUACUCUUUUAGAGAUUCUGUAACAGCUAUUGGAGGAAAUGCGUGGCGCUGUCCACCAAUAAGGUGCUGGAUUCUGUUCAGCGAUCAACUCCCCCGCCCCUUGCAAAGCAGCGUAAUCCCUCAGUGCUUGGAAUUACAUGUGAGACGAGAUGGAUUUCUGUUUUCCUUUUUGUAUUUUAUUUUUCCAAAAUCAGCGCGUUAUAGUGUAUUUUUAACGAGUAAUGGCUGUUUUCUGCGAAUUAGUGUUCUUACUGCUGGCAGUGGCUGCUUGACAAGACCCCAUGAAUUUAUAAAUACAUGUUUAGCUGCAUAUUUGGUCUGACGAACUGGAUUUUUUUUUUUUUCGACAAUGGAAAGCAGAAAAAGGAAACGAGCUUUUCACUGGCAAGUAUUGUGUUUCUGUGUUUCCUGUCAUUGGAUUUGUGCUUACGGACAGCUUAAAUAUUCCGUCCCAGAAGAAUUAAACACGGGUGCUUUUGUUGGAAAUAUUGCAAAAGAUUUAGGACUGGAUGUAGCAAAGAUUUCUGAACGCAACCUGCGAGUUGUCUCUGAUUCCAGUGUGCAGUAUUUCGAGGUGAGCUCGGAGAGCGGAGCUUUGGUUAUUAAAGAUAAAAUAGACCGAGAACGGAUAUGUGGGUUAAGCUUAACCUGUUCCCUGCACCUUCAGUUCGUGCUUCAAAACCCUUUGGAAUCGUACCGAGUUGAAGUGCAGAUACUGGAUGUGAAUGACAACGCACCUCAAUUCCCAACCAAAAAUAUAUCGUUGGAGAUUUCAGAAGCUGCUACACCUGGAACAAAAUUUCACCUUGAGCGCGCACAGGAUCCAGAUGUGGGCUCCAAUUCUUUACGCACUUAUGUUCUGAGCCCUAAUGACUGUUUUAUUUCAAACGUGGAGACAAAAAGUGAUGGCAGUAAAUGUCCUGAACUGGUGCUAGAGAAAGCUCUUGACAGGGAAAAGCAAUCUGUGUAUAAUCUACUUCUUACUGCAUUUGAUGGAGGAACACCUCAGAAAUCUGGGAUUACUAAUGUAAUUAUCAAAAUACUUGACGUAAAUGAUAAUGCACCAGUCUUUGAUAAGGCAGUUGAAAAGGUAACGCUACUUGAAAACUCGUCAACUGGUACAAUAGUCGCAAAACUAAAUGCAUCUGAUAUGGAUUAUGGGCUGAAUGGUGAAAUAUUCUAUUUAUUUAGCAAGUACACGUCAGAAACAGUUCGCCAGCUGUUCAGUGUGGACCCCAGAACUGGUGAAAUCACAGUAAAUGGUGUCAUAGAUUUUGAGGACGGCAAUGUUUAUGAUAUUAACAUACAAGCCAGAGAUAAAGGAAUCCCUGCUUUGGAAGGAUCUUGUAACAUUAAAGUGGAAGUGAUUGAUGUGAAUGAUAAUGCUCCAGAGGUGACAAUAACAUCCCUGUCCAGUCCUGUUGUGGAGAAUGCUUUACCUGGAACUGUAAUUGCGCUCAUUAGUGUAAGGGAUCGGGACUCAGGGCAAAAUGGGGAGGUGCUUAUGCAGAUACCUGAAAGCAUGCCAUUUAAAUUACAGUCUUCCUUUCAGGGCCACUACUCCUUGAUAACUGAUGGUCCCCUGGAUCGUGAAACAGUUCCUGAAUACAACAUCACAGUCACAGCCACUGAUUCGGGUUCCCCUCCACUAUCCUCUAGUAUAAUCCUGCCUGUCAGUAUUUCAGAUGUCAAUGACAAUGCUCCAGUGUUUUCUCAACCUUCAUAUACAGUCCACAUACAAGAAAACAAUGCCCCCGGAGCCACUAUUUGUUCUGUAACAGCAUUUGAUGCUGAUGUGGGCAAAAACUCCCAGCUUUCCUAUUCUGUCUUGGACAGCACAAUCCAAGGAACAUCUGUGUCCUCUUAUGUGUACAUUAACUCGGAGAAUGGGAACAUUUACUCUAUGCGCUCCUUUGACUACGAGCAGAUUAAAGUUUUCCAAAUCCAUGUGCAGGUAAAAGAUGCUGGCAUACCUUCACUGAGCUCUAACGUGACAGUGCAUGUAUUUGUCUUGGACCUAAAUGACAAUGCCCCUGCAGUGGUUUAUCCAUCUUUCCCGAAAGGCUCAGCUCUGCAGCUUACAGUCCCUCGCUCUGCUGAGGCAGGCUACCUUAUAACCAAGAUAGUAGCUGUUGAUCCUGACAGUGGCCAUAAUGCAUGGCUUUCCUACAGCAUUCCACAAAGCAAAGACACUGGCCUGUUCCGUGUGGCGACUUACACUGGGGAAAUAAGGACUGUGCGUAAAUUACAAGAUCUGGACGAGGCCAUUCAGAAUCUUGUCAUUGUAGUGAAAGACAAUGGGGUGCCCCCACUAUCUUCCUCCGUGCUUAUCGACAUAGCUGUAGAAGAAAAUGGCUCAGAGACUUCUUCUGAAUUCAGGGACACAUCUGCAAAGCAAAACGGCAUGUCUGCUAUAACCCUGUAUUUAAUAAUCGCUCUAGCUUCCGUCUCUGCUAUUUCAUUCCUGGCGUUCAUAAUCCUCAUUGUGAAGUGCCUGAGACAGAGCGGAGGCCACAGUGGUUGUUUGGGCUGCUGUUGCAGUAGCAAGCAGAGCCUGCGUUCCAGGGAAGCUUUUCAAAGAUCCCAGAAAAGCCUUCAUUUGCAACUCAACCCUGACGGGCCAAUCAAAUACGUGGAAGUGGUUGGGGGUUCGAUGGAGUCCCAGAAUCAAUACUAUAGGUCGUGUCUCUCUCCGGUGUCUGACAGAAGUGACUUAAUGUUCAUCCAAACUUGUAGCCCAUCUACACCCAUGGGUAAUACCAACACCAUUGACAUGUCUCUGUCUAGCAGUAACUUAAUUAAUACAGCCUGCGAGCAAAAACCAGCAAAUACUGACUGGCGUUUCUCCCAAGGACAGAGACCUGGACCAAGCGGCUCUCAGCGCCCAGAGGAAGCUGGACCCUGGCCAAACCCCCCGACUGAAGCAGAGCAACUGCAGGCUUUGAUGGCUGCAGCUAAUGAGGUGAGUGCAGCGACAGCAACGCUUGAUGCUGGCACCAUGGGCCUGAGCACCCGGUACAGUCCUCAGUUCACCCUGCAGCAUGUCCCAGACUACAGGCAGAAUGUCUACAUCCCGGGCAGCACCUCCACACUGACAGGCAGCAACUCCCAGGCAGAGGGGAAGAACCCCCAGCCAUCCUCCGGAAACAAGAAGAAAUCUGGGAAAAAAGAGAAGAAGUAACGGAGUUCACCGUAGAGCUCGCUGGCUGUGAACGAUCUCUUCCAGUUCACCGUCUCCCAAAGUGAUACAUUCUGUUUUUGUUUUAUUUUGUUUUUUUUACUGUUAACUCAGAUUGUUAGCAGCUUCAGUUGUUAUUAAUGACUUUGAUCAUGAAUGUGUUUGUCACAAUUUUUUGUUUGUAUUGGAGUUCCUAUAGUGUGACUACGUUGUUAUUGAAAUAUAACACAAAAGUUCAACGUAGAGGUAUUGUUCCUUAAGAUUAAUAAGGUUUAAAAAGAAAACAAAAGAAAAGAAAAAGGUUUAUGGUUUGAUCCGUUCGAUGAAUCCUGUUGGGUUUUAAAGUUUAAUUGUAAAAUACAAAUGGGGACUUCAGGGCUUUGCCCUAUAAUAUAGUACUAGUAUGACUAUUACUGAUUUACUUAAUGUGUCACAUUAAAGUUUGUGUAGGACUCUUAAAAAUGCUAAGUAAUUGAUUAAUGGGGAAAGAUGCAGAAAUGGCUAAUUUGAAUUAAAGUAGUUUUUUUUUUAGAAGAGUAUCAUAAUUGUGAAUUUUUCAGUAGCUGUUAGUUAUAAUGUAGACUGUAUUUGCAUGAUGUGUUUCUUAUCUAAAGAAACAAAAAGACAAAGUUAAACUAUGCAUUGAAUGAACAAUACAGUGUUAGACUGGCACGCGGUGAACUAAACACACUGUUAGCAAAAGUAAAAGUGCAAGUUACUUUAUAAAUGGUAACAUUAGUGUAUAACCAAAAUAAUCUCAGUUUCAAUAAUACAGUUAGUAUAAGAGAAAUCCUGUUUUGAAUUUAAAGUCUGUGUGACUUCUAACUUGGCUUCCGCAUUUCAAGGUGCUCCCAAACUAGGCAGAGUGCAGAUGUCAGUUCUUGUGUUAAAUGUACUAAUCCAUUGGGAGUUUAGAUGCCUGCUAAGCACUGAUAAAACAAUGAGGACCUGCCAGCAAGCAUCCUUGAGAAUAUGGCCUUGCUGACCUCAAAAAUGAAGAAAUGUAAGGCUUUGCAUUUCCCACACACUAUAUUGCUUGCAUGAAACUCCCAUCACUUUUGUGAUACUCUGUAACAAUGCUUCGCUUCACGAAAUCUUUGCUAUGCAUUGCAUGUGAAAAAUAAAAAAAUAAACUGCAUGCGAAGGUAUAUAGGCAAGUAGAAACAGCAGGAGCCUCCUGGCUUGGUUUCAGUACAUAGUGGGAGGGGGGGGUUGUUAAAGUAUUCUUGAAAAUAGAAGGAAUCGGGUAAAGAUUUGGUAAUCAGGCACUGCACGCUGAAUGUAGAUUAUUUUCACAGGUGAAAGGGUAUUCUCAGUUUAGUGCAGAUACAGAAAGUGUACUAGUGAAGCUAUCGCCGUAUUGAGUACAGCAUCAGUGUUAUCUCUUAGAACAGUCUUCAUGCAUAUUGGCUUUGGGGCUGUUGACGUCUGUUUACAAAAUCAGCAAGUUGGAUAAAGUCACUGAACACUGACUGUAUAUUCGGAUCUGGCCAAUACAGAAUCGACUCCUGGUCUACCAGGUUAUAUGAGAGCACUGUACAGAAGCUGAGAGGCCAUAUAUAUUUACUGGCAACUGGAUAUUGACAAGACGCUUAUUGAUACUGAGACACUAGUUUCUGUGUUUUUGACUGUUGGUUUUGACCUGGACAUUGCAUAUAAACUUACUAAUGAUAUUUAUAGAACCAAUAUGUUUGAUUUGGGGUAAUUGGAUGUUAAUUUCUUUAAAAAAAAUAUAAAAAUAAAAAUAAAGUAUUAUAAUUUGCUGCUCCUAACAUACAUGCCCAAUGUGUAUAUGACCAAAACCUGUAACGCUUCAGAGAAAAAGCCCCCCCCCCCCCCCCCCCCCCAUGGUUGUGGCUACUACUGGAAUGUUUUGCAUAUUAUUAUUAUUAUUUUUUUUUUUUAAGUUUAAAUAUUUCAUCUGAGCAAGUGUAGUCAUGUAGCAUCUGAUCAUUUAAAAUCACUAAAUUAAAUAAUAAUACAAAAACACAGUAGAGUAGAAAGUAGUUUGUGAAAGUGAUGUGCAAAUCUUAGUGUUUUCUCUAUUUUAUCAACAAGUACUAAAAAAAAAAAAUGUUUGUGUUUCUAUACAUCUGUAACUUUUUAUAUGUGUUUGUGAUUUAUAAGUGUUUGUGCUGCUGGAAUGCUCCUGUCUUAUAUAUAAAUAAAUAUAUAUGUGUCUGCUGAUGAAUUUUGCUUAUAUAUUAUACUUAAAUAUCUUUCUUAUAAGCGCAUAGUUCAGUGCUAUUCUGUGUUACACACAUAUUUUAUAUGCUGAUAUUUAUAUUGCUGUUUUAUUUUCUCUUUGAACACAGACAUUUAAAAUAAAAAAAAAAACUCCUGAAAUCAUCGUAUAGUCUCAGAUUGGUAUUUAUUUUGAUCCUUUCCUGGUUAAACUUCUGAAAUGGAGUACUGCUUUUGCACACAAAUUUAAAUGGGGGUGUUUUAGGGUGUAAAGAUGCUGCAAUGGCUACUGGUUCUUGUAAAGUACUUGUAAAAGUAAAAGCAUUUUAGAAUGUUUAUUUUAAGAUUAUUGAGAGUACAUUUUUUUUGUCAUUACCUAUCCAGACGCCUCUCCUAAAAAAAAUACAAUAUAUUUAUUUCCUUUUAACUCCCAGAAGCCAUGGCAACUCCUCCAUGUUGGAUCAAUCCUUCUAAACAAUCACUUGUGACCUCCGCAGAUUGAAAUGUGAGCCUAUAUUAAUUGCAGCAAACAAAUACCACUAAAAAGUGAAAUUCACGUUUCCCAUAAUGUGUGCAUGUUUCAUAUAGAGAAAUCUGAGACCUCUGAAUUGGUGGUAAUAAAAAUGGGUAAGAUUUACUGUUACCUUCAGUUUGUGGUGGCAAUCCUAAUGGAAAUUUGAAUCAUUUCCAGGUUACUUGUACAUACUCCAGAAGCAUUUAAGAGUAUAGAGUGGCAUAGGAUACUUAAUUUAAGAAAAUAGCCAGCUGUUCCCAUCUGUUUUUCAGCAAAAAGCCAUCAGAAGCAUUAUGUUUGCAGCUAAUCUAGCUAUGUAGACUGGUUGCUAAACCUUAUAAAGACGAGCUGGUAUUGUGAAAUUCUGUGAAAAGCAUAAAGCCUGUGUCUGCCUAAACUAAUUACAAUUAAAACAGUUUUCUUCAAAACAACCUGUGUAUUUCUAAGUUGUGUUGAGUUAUUUCUAUAAGCAUAACCCAUUUUCAUCAAGAGCUAAUUGAAACAAAGCAGGGACUGUGUUUGCUGAAUUUUCACAUCAUAAUGCUGGGCACACAGCACAUGAUUUAGUUCAUGCCUGUAAAAGCAUUCAGUUCAUGCUUGUAAAUCCAUACCAUACUAAAUUGGAGGUGACCUAUUUUUUUACUGCUUUAAUCUCUAACAUUAUCAAGGAAAAAGCAUUGUGUCGUGUAAUAUUAAAAGUCAAAGAGAAAUAGGCUACUGGAGCCUGAGAAAAAAAAAUACUGACAAAAUAUACUGGAAAAGACAAAAGGGGUUCAAUCUCGGUUUCAUGUAAUUUAAAAUCCCCCUGAAUAGAUCAAACAUAUUUGGGUCAAUUCAAUUGAUCCAAACAGUGACAGAUAUAAAUACUGCUAUAUUAUUCAGAAAAUGAAAAAGGGUCCAUUGGCUAUCACAGCUCUGAAAACCAAAGCAUGUUACACUCUCUGGUGUAUUUAAACAGUAUUCAGAUCUAUCAUGGUUUAGAUCAACUGAACAGAGCCCCUUGUCUGGUUCCUUUUCAUAUGUACAGGGUUAUAGGAUGGGGUGGUUCUUUACCCUUGUGUUCCUUAUAAAAGCUCCCUGCUGCAUGUCAUGGCAAUACAAAGUUAGUAAAGCACUGACACACAUGUCAAACCAUAGUAAAAACAAUGGUGAAUCCUAGGGAAACACCGUAAAUGCACAAGGAAAAAUGACAAUGUGUUUGACUCUUAAGGGCUGUCAGUUGGGGAUUCAGCAGCAUUGAACUACAUGGUUCUUUUAUGCUCAAACAGAGCUAUGGCGCUCAUAGCCAGGAGAGCAUUUGUUUUCCUACCCAAGAAAGAAUUCAUCCUAACCUCUGAACAGCUGGCCAGGAUAUUCAAUAAAUAUGUGCCCAUAGGCUAAACCAGUCCCAUGCAGGGAUCAAAAAGACCCAUGGAGUCCUCCCACUCCAAAGGCACCUACACUAAUCACUACAUCAUUUGAAUUUUUUUAACCUCCCUCAAAUUAUAUAUAAUCUCAACCCCUGGGGUCAAAUCUAAUGGCUCUCUAUAAGGCAGCAGUAAGAUACAUUUUUGCACCUCAGUGCAGCAGUGUGGAGUAGUGGUUAGGGCUCUGGACUCUUGAACGAAGGGUUGUGGGUUCAAUCCCCAGUGGGAGACACUGCUGUUGUACCCUUGAGCAAGGUACUUUACCUAGAUUGCUCCAGUAAAAACCCAACUGUAUAAAUGGGUAAUUGUAUGUAAAAUAAUGUGAUAUCUGUAUAAUGUAAAAUACUGUAUAAUGUGAUAUCUUGUAACAAUUGUAAGUCACCCUGGAUAAGGGCGUCUGCUAAGAAAUAAAUAAUAAUAAUUA